Messenger RNA from Tachysurus vachellii, 4159 nucleotides. RefSeq names its product catenin (cadherin-associated protein), alpha-like 1 (gene ctnnal1). The transcript has 19 exons. Lineage: Eukaryota; Metazoa; Chordata; Actinopteri; Siluriformes; Bagridae. Gene Ontology annotation, molecular function: actin filament binding; cadherin binding. Gene Ontology annotation, biological process: Rho protein signal transduction; cell adhesion. Bases 186 to 2477 code for a protein of 763 amino acids. The record is from RefSeq and is a predicted model, not a curated record.
UUUAGCCUGCCUACUCUCUCUAGCUGCUCCAGCCACUACAUGGGGAAGGACAGGCAGCCCAGACGCGGCAUUGCCGAAUAGUCCACAAGCCAAGAGGGAAAUAUUCGCUGUAUAAUAAAUCACCGCGCCGUUGAACGCACUCACGUUUUUUCUGAAGCUCAUAUUAGCUGAGAAACUGGUCAGGAAUGGCUUCGUCUCCGUGUGACGGUGGUGGUAACUUUGAUUGCGGACUCGAAAUAAAAACUCGGUCGGUGGAGCAAACCCUCAUCCCUCUGGUGUCUCAGAUAACCACACUGAUUAAUCACAAGGACAAGCUAAAGAAGACGGAGAAGACCUCACGAGCCAUCCAGAGGGUCGGCCAGGCGGUCAGCACCGCCGUGAGCCGCUUUGUGGCUGUCGGAGAGGCCAUCGCACUGGAGAAUGAAGAAUUAAAGGAAGAAAUGGGUCACGCAUGCUUUGAGGCCAGACGAGCAGGCACAGCAAUAGCGCAGCUGACAGACGUGUAUAGCGCUGAGCCGUGCGAGGCCGACGGUCGCAGCACUGUGUUCAGUAACAGGAUGGGCAUGGUGAAAGCAGCUCGUAUGCUCCUGUCUUCUGUCACCAAAGUGCUGGUGCUCGCAGAUCGCAUUGUCAUUAAACAGAUCAUCAGUUCCCGCAACAAAGUGCUGGUCACACUGGAGCAGUUGGAGCGAGUCAGCAGCUUUCAAGAGUUUGUGCAGAUCUUCAGUCAGUUUGGCAAUGAGAUGGUGGAAUUUGCACAUCUUACAGGGGACAGGCAGAAUGAUCUGAAGGAUGAGAAGCAGAAGGCACGGAUGGCCGCAGCCCGUGCUGUGUUGGAGAAAUGUACCAUGAUGCUCCUCACUGCUUCUAAGACGUGUCUCAGGCACCCAGACUGUGAGUCUGCACGGAUCAACAAGAACGCCGUGUUCCAGCGUAUGCGUCUGGCUCUGGAGCAGGUUAUCGAGAUCGUGACAGAUGCCAGGAGCAGUGGAGAGGCCAAAGCACUGCCCAUCAGUAUCUAUGCUGGAAUUAAAGACCUUAAGAAUAAGGUGGAGGGAUUGAGGGAAUCGCUGUACUGUGUGCCGUGUGAGACUGUAGCAGCACAGCUGGAGGCUCUGGUAGAACAGACUGAAGACUUCACUGAUUCAGCGUAUACUAGCCAUGAACAGCGCGAGAGCAUCCUGCAGCUCUGCCACACAACACGGCAGGAAACCAAGCAGCUCAUCUCAGCCUGGAGUCAGGCAGUACGACAGCAGAAAGCCAAAGACGUGACGGAGGAAGUGGAGUUGGCUAUUUUGAAGACCUGUCAGAGUCUCUGUGAGCUCAGACGUGAGCUCCACAAGGUAGCAGUGGGACGGGCCGGCGAGCUGCUAAAACAACACUCUGAUCACGCCGUGCUCCAGGCUCUGAAGGCCGUGGGAGGCGAGGGAAACUUCGAGGCGGUGGCCGAUUACACCCGCACACUCACCGAGCACAGGGAGCAGCUGGUGGAGACCUGCCGACUGCUGUGCCACAUCUCAGGCACAGAGCCGCUGGAGAUCACAUGCAUCCAUGCUGAGGAGACCUUCCAUGUCAUUGGUCCACAGAUCAUCUCUGCAGCUCAGACGCUGGCUCUGCACCCCAACAGUAAGAUAGCCAAAGAAAACCUGGACGUGUUCUGUGAGGCCUGGGAGUCACAGCUGUGUGACAUGGCCGUCCUGCUGAAAGAGAUCGGCGACGUUUUCGAAGGCCGCAGAGGGGAUAAAAGAACAUAUCUGUCGUUACCUCGGCCAGGGAAGCACUUGGCUAAUCUGAAGACUCCGAAGACAGCCAGGCUCGACACAGAGGGGCCUGUUUGUUGUGUUGGUCAGGAUCAGACCACCAUCACAAAGCUGGGACAGGAGCUUCGGUUUCUUACCUCUGAUGUGGAUGCUGAGUUGGAUCGCUGGGAGAAUCAGGAGCACGAGGUGGUCCGACUUUGUCAGAGCCUAUCCAGCAUGGCAUACUCCAUGUACCUCUUUACCAGGGGAGAAGGCCUGUUGAAGACCACUAUGGACCUCUUCCACCAAGCUGAGCUCCUGUCAGAGUUGGGUCUCCAGCUGUGCUCCUUUCUUCAGUCCUUCUCCUUACAGCUGGUGGACGAGGAGAAAAUGCUCCUCACGUCUGAGACAGAGAAACUGGCAGCUUUUUGCCAACAGCUACAAAUAUGUGCCAAGACUCCUGUCCAGGGCAAAAGUGCUGCGUUCCAGAAGGUGGACUUGACUAUACACAAUACCAAAGGCGUGAUGACUGUGUCGGUGUCUCUGCUACCGCUGUGUAAUAAAUUCAUCGGAAAGUGUGAAUCCGAGUGUAGCAUUCUGGAUUCCCCUCAGGCCUGGAGAGAGAAGCAGCACACUCCGGUUAAAGAUGACGCACUGAAUGGCAAAAGCUCCAAUGGCUUCAGGGUCAAACCCCUGGAGCAGCAUAUGGCCAAUCUCACCUUCUUAGAAAGCAAGUAGCUUAGAGCCCUUACAGCCCAGAGCUAAUGAAACCUGGAGUAUUAUUCCACACACACACGCGCGCACACACGCACACAGAAACAUAUGCACAUAAACACUUGCUUUGCCACGUUUUGUGCUGUGCAGUGGCUCCUGGCUGCUCUACUCACAUACAAUAAGGUCCAAAAGUCUCUUGUAACCAAGAACUGUUUUUAUCUCAGAGUACAUUUCAUGAGGUAGCUUUCACAACCCAGGUUAUACUUCAUUAAAACUUUGAUUCAAUUAAACAAAUAAUUAUGGCACCAACCUGUAACUGAAAUGUAGAAGAAAGCCACAAUAGGUCAUGUAUUACAGAGGCUACAGGUCAUGGCUACAGGUCAUGGCUCAUGGCUUAUGGCUACAGGUCAUGGUGUGGUUUAAAGAGGAAUUUAUUACGAGUGCAGCUCAGCCAAUCAGAUUUUAGAAUUGGUUUUAUAAUACAAAAUAGGAAUAUUAAUACUGGUAAUGGGAAAAAAAAAAUUAUCUCCACAUUUUGUUUUUAGCUCGUUGAUUGUUUUUAUUGUAGGAUCGGACUCUUUCCCACUUUAUACUGUUCAGUUGUUUGUUCAGUAUCAGAAGUUAAUUAAUGCAGUCUUUUGGGGAUACCUGCUAAAAUUGCUUACAGGAAGUUGAAUACACAUUCCAUCAAAACGAUACAAAAAAUAAUUGUGAUGUAAUAUCUAUUUAUCUGUCUCUCUCUCCACAGAAUUCUCUUCUCUCUCUUAAUUUGAAAGCAGUAAUGAAAUAAGAACAGUUCUCUCAAGACUUUUGGACUUUUGGCAAAGAAACCUCAAAUAAACACAUGGUUGUUUUCUCUUUACAUAAACUAGUGCAUGUUAUUGGGUCAAAUCCAUACUGCCCUGCUAUUUACUACUGUUGAAAAAGCUAAGCUAAGACCGAGUUUCUAUUUUUCAUCAAGUGAUACUGUGUUAAGAGAAUAACUCGAGAGCCUCGGUUGUUUUAGCAUAGAACACUGACACACUGUAUUUAAUGUAUCUGCCUCAUUUACACGUCGACGCCAAAUAUGUCCAGUUUCCGUCACCUCUCAUGCCGUCAGCACCAGGGUGUGAGGAGCCGUGUCACGGACUUAACGUUCAAAAUGCCGAAAACGACUGUGUUCCCAUGAAUCAGCGCUGAAGAUCAUCACUUCAUUUAUUUUAUUUUAGUAUCAAGGCAACAUUCAUGGUAUUAAAAGUAAAGUUUGUUUGUGUGCUUGUAGUGAUAGUAACUGCCUCCUCGUAUGGACUGUCCUGUAGGUCACUGUGAUUCGUACUCUUACUUGAAACAUGAAAGCUGCAGCGAGCUCUGGUACAGAAACUCCAUACAAUCAGGAUGAAGACUUUCUCCAAAUCAAAACACGACUGCUGUCUACUUUGGAGCGAGCGCUUCAUACGGCAUGGUCUUACAUUUCCUUUCUGCCUCACGUCUCACUCGUUCAACUGGAAGCUGAGCGAUGCGUCCAAAGCAUGUGUGUUCGUGUGUGAAGAUUCAGAACACACUCGUAAUUGUGCUUUCAUGAACACUGCAGUCAAACUGUAAGCUUUAGUGAUGACUGAGAAACUAUCAGCCUGAGUGAAACCAGUUUCAGACCAUUCGGAUCCUUUUGACAGUUGAAUGAUUGUUAAAAACAAAGAAAGACUAAAUAUACAAUUAUUUUUCUUAAA